GAGAAUGUCAUUCCUCGGAAAUGAUUGAGAAAGUAUAACAUAAUUUUCAAAAUUUGAUAUCUUCUCUGUUUCCAAUGACAACAAGCUCAAAUUCUUCCAUAAAAAAAAAUAAAUAAAUAAACAAAUAACAACAGGCCAAAUUGUAGAAGAACACACAAUAUAAAAAUAAUAUUACAUGCAAAGUCGUUGUACUGUAUAUUCCCUCACUCAACAAAGUCUUCCUUUUUUCUUUUAAUAAAGAAUCAAUUCUCUUCUCUCUCUCUCCAAUUACUAAAACCUUUGUUGUUAAGAAACCCACCACCAUUGAUGAAUUGAAUUGAAGUAAAGAUACAGUCUUUAUAGUAUUAUUAGUAGAGUUACAGAGAAGGAUUAUGAUCAAGACUCAAGUCAAUGUAACUAAGUAACACUAAAGAUGAAAGGAGAAUCUUCUUCACCAUUUCCAAAUAAAAAGAAGAUUUUUUCUUCUUCUUCUCAACCAUUUCAGAAUAGGAGGAAAACUAACUAUGUUUCUUCUUCUUCUUCAACAACUCAAGUUAAGAAGAAAGCUAGUGCUGCUUCUGAUGAUGGUUUUACUGAUACUGUGUUUUCUUGGUCUUUUGAUGAUGUUUUCAAUCAUGACCUUUACACCAACAAGGUGAAAAAGAUUCCUGGAUCAUUUCGAUCAGUUGAGCAUUACUUGGAGUCUUAUGUCAACCCUUUAUUUGAAGAAACUCGAGCUGAAUUGCACUCGAGUAUGGAAAUGAUGCAUCGAGCACCUUUCGCUGAGGUAAUUUCUUUUGAAGAAGCUUUACUAAAUGGGAAAAAACUAUACCAAGUUCGAGUUAGUUCUUGGAGAAACGUUUCUAGUAAUGGUGGCAGGGAAUCUUACAAGACAAUUCCUGGUGACAUUUUUGUUCUAGCAAAUAGUAAGCCCGAAAAUGUUAAAGAUUUGCGAAGAGAAGGCAUGUCAUGGACUUUUCUAUCUCUUGUUGAUCAUCAAGGGGGUGUAAAUACCACUCAGUUCAAAGUCAAGGCAUCAAAAGGGUUUAAGCAUGAGACCAUGAAGCAGCAGUCAUCGUCGCUCUAUGUCAUUUUCUUAGUGAAUGUAAUGCCUCAGAUAAGAAUAUGGGAAGCAUUGCAUAUGUCGCCCAAUCUAAAGAUGAUUAAUGAAGUCUUAUGCAAUUCUGGGGCUAAGAUUCAAUGUGAUGGUUGUUCUGAACUGAGUAAUGGAUUCUGGGAUGAGAAAUGGAAGGAGAAUAAUUUGUGUUCCGAACUGAAUGAGUCUCAAUCUAUAGCAGUUUUAUCAUGUCUUCAUAUGAUAGACUGCAAAAACAAAUCUUCUGUGCAACUUAUAGGGGGUCCCCCAGGGACAGGGAAAACUAAAACGACCAGUACUGUUCUCGUGAACCUCUUGAGAAUGAACUGUAAAACCCUCGUCUGCACUCCAACAAAUGUUGCCAUUUCUGAAGUGGCUUCUUGUCUGCUGAGGUUGGUGUUAGAUGCAGAGGGUAAUGAUUUGUUCUGUUCAUUGGGGGGUAUUCUUCUUUUUGGAACUACGGAGAAACUCUGUGGUUCACAUAUUCAAGAGAUGUAUUUGGACUAUCGAGUCCAAAAGCUUGGAGAGUGCUUUGGAUCAUUUGGCUGGAAGAAAUGGUUCCCUUCCAUGAUAAAUCUUCUGGAAAAUUCUGUUUCUCAGUACCAUUCAUUCUUGCAGAAUGAGUUAACCGAAGAGAGAGGAGAAAGCAAUGUAACUAGAGUUGAAAAGAAGGGAAAAGUUAAAUCAUUUCUUGAGUAUAUGAGAGAAACAUUUGAUUCUACUUCUUCAGAACUUAAGAGAUACAUCUCUAUCAUAUGUACGCAUACCGCGAAAAGUUACAUUUCGGAAAAAAAAUUCCAAGAUAUGGUGUCCCUUGUUCGCUCACUUGUUACUUUUGAAUCAUCAUUGCUUCAAGAAAAUGUGGAAUCUGAAGUACUGGAAGAGCUGUUUUCUCAUCCAGAAGUAACUCAAUAUGAAUCUCAUUCAUAUGCGGAUGAAAUAUAUUUAUUUCUCUUUCAGGAAAGAAGUGAGUGUCUAUCUUUGCUGAGAGAUCUUUAUAAUUCCCUUAACAGACUUGACAUUUCGUGUUUCAAGGACAAACAUGCAAUAAAGAACUUCUGUUUCGAAAGAGCAUUGUUAAUUCUUUGUACUGUAUCGAACUCAUCAAGGCUGCACAAAUUAGCUGUUAAUCCAACCAUUUUGGUUAUUGAUGAAGCUGCACAAUUGAAAGAGUGUGAGUCACUCAUACCUCUUCAACUUCCAAGUUUAAAGCAUGCUAUUCUUGUUGGUGAUGAAUGGCAAUUACCAGCGACUGUUAAAAGCCGAGUUUGUGAGGAAGCUGACUUUGGAAGAAGUUUAUUCAAGAGAUUGUUGUUAAACAAUUUUUCGAAGAAGCACCUCCUAAAUAGGCAAUACAGAAUGCAUCGAUCAAUAAGCGCUUUCCCAAAUUCAAAAUUUUAUAAUGACAAGAUCAUUAAUGAAGAUAGAGUUGAAAGACAGGACUUUCUCCCGGGGCCAAUGUUUGGUCCAUAUUCUUUUAUAAAUGUAACUGUCGGAAGAGAGGAAAAGGAAGAUGAUGGACAAAGACAAAAAAAUAUGAUCCAGGUAGCUGUUAUCUUGAAAAUACUGCAGAAGCUGUUCAAAGCAUGGGUGGAGACAAAAGAAAAACUCAACAUUGGCGUAGUGUGUCCCUACACUGCUCAAAUCGAUGCAAUUCAGGAAAAUCUUCGGGGUAUGUAUGAUAAAUUCGAUGGCUUUCAUGUAAAGGUGAAGACAGUUGAUGGAUUCCAGGGUGGGGAAGAGGACAUAAUAAUAAUGUCCACUGUCUGUUGUAGUAGUGAUAAUCCUUCAUCGGAUUUCAAAUCUGAACGUCGGAGAAUUAAUGUCGCUCUUACAAGGGCUAGGAAUUGUCUCUGGAUUUUGGGUGAUGAAAGAAGUCUAGCUGAUGAUCAAUUAGUUUGGCAACCUAUACUCAUUAAUGCGAAAAGUCGUGGAUGUUUUUUCAAUGCUGAAGAUGAUGAGGAUUUAGCUGAGGCUUUAAUUCAAUUCAAGAAAGAGUUCAGUCCAAUUGAUGAUAUGCUUAAUGCUAAGAGUGUAUUGUUCAGGAAUUCAAAGUGGAAGGUCUUUUUCAGUGAUAACUUUCUGAAGUCAUUAACAGCAAUCGGAACAAAUAAGUCAGUUAGGAAACUUCUAGUUAAGCUUUCUGAGGGCUGCAGACCGAGGGAACAUAUUGUAGUAGCUCGUGAGAGUUCUUUGCCAGUAAAGAUUUUCGAGGUUGAAGGUUUGUGUGUUGUCACCACUGUUGACAUACUACAAGGGGAUUUUGGUUACGUGCAAGUUUUGAAGAUCUGGGACUUGCUGCCUUAUGAUGAUACUCCAAGACUGAUAGAAUUCAUUGACCGUAUUUUUGUGAAGUACAAGAAAGAUUUUAUCAACCUCUGCAAUGAAAUUCGUUUUGAAGGCAAAUUAGAAGUACCGAAUAGUUGGCCAUCCUAUUUAGAUAUUGUUCAUUUUGAGGAUCUUUCCAUGGAAAAAGGUGGAAGUAAUUUAGAUGGAGCUGUUUCUGAUCAAAGAGGUUAUGAUAAGAAUUCCAAGGUCAAUGAGAGUUCACUGCCUAUGAAAUUCUACUCUAUGUCAAGUUGUGUAGUGAAUCACAUACUAUCUGACCGUGAUGGUAGAGAGUUGGAUCUCCCUUUCAAAGUACUAGACCUAGAAAGGGAGAUCAUCAAUUGUAGUACAAGUACAUUUGUACAGGGACGGUCAGGUACUGGGAAAACUACUGUCUUAACCAUGAAGUUACUUCAGAAAGAAUACUUCCAUCAUAUGACUAUGGAAGGAUUUUAUGGAGUCAAAACCAAUGCAUUUGGACCUGUCAAUCGAAAUUGUGGGGCUCAGGAUAACUCAGCAGAAGCUCAGGGAAGUGGUUUACGCCAGCUUUUUGUGACAGCAACUCCUAAUCUUUGUAAAUCUGUCAAGCAACACAUUUCCAACUUGAGAAGUUCAUGUAGUGCUCACCAUCCGGCUGAAAGAACGUUGAUUGAUAUGGUUGAUAUUGAUAAGGAAGAAUCAAGAUUGAAGAACAUCCCAGAUUCUUUCCAAGACAUUCCUCAUGAUUCCUAUCCUCUUGUUGUAACAUUCCACAAAUUUUUGAUGAUGCUUGAUGGAACACUGAGUAAAUCAUAUUUCGAAGGAUUAAUUGAUAUGACAGAAUUUUCACUAAGUCACAUGCCAUGCUCGAGAUCACGUAUUAUAGAGUCCUUCAUAAGGACCAAGGAAGUCAACUAUGAAAGGUUUAGUUCACAAUACUGGCCUCAUUUUGAUUCCAAAUUAACAAAGAAGCUUGACUCUUCCACAGUCUUUACUGAAAUAAUUUGUCGUAUUAAAGGUAGCCUGCAAGCCAUGAAAGCUAGUGAUGGUAAACUUACUUGGGAGGACUAUCUUAAGUUUGCAAAGGGAGGUCCCUCUGGCUUAAGUAGGAAUAAGAGACAAACAAUAUAUCAAAUAUUUUGGUCUUAUGAAAAACAGAAGAUGGAAAAUGGUGAAUUUGAUUUGGCUGAUUUUGUAAAUGGUCUUCACAACCAACUCAGAGAUGAAAGAUACAAAGGUGAUGAAAUGCAUUUUGUGUAUAUUGAUGACGUGCAAGACCUUACAAUGAGUCAACUUGCUUUGUUUAAACAUGUAUGUUGUAAUGUUGAAGAGGGUUUUGUUUUCUCCGGUGAUGAUUUACGCUCAGCAACAGAUGGUAUGGAUUUUAAGAUCCAAGAUAUACAAUCUCUGUUUGACAAGAAAAUUAUCAUCAAUUCGACUGGCAGAAGUGAAGAUAGAGAAGACAAGGGAAAAAUCACAAAAAGUUUCCAUUUGACUCGAAACUAUUGUUCCGACUCAGGUAUUUCGAAACUAUCACAAAGCAUUUUGGAACUAUGCUAUCAUUUCUUUCCUCUCUCUACCGAAAUGAUCAAAUAUGAAACCACAAAAGUAAAUGGUGGAGCUCCAGUUUUGCUUGAAUGUGGGAGCAGCAAAAAUGCUAUCAUAACACUGUUUGGGAGAAGCAAAAAUGCUAGCCGAAAUGCUAACAUUGGUUUUGGGGCCGAGCAGGUGAUUUUGGUAAGAGACGAAGAUACUCGAAAGGAAAUUAAGGACUAUGUUGGCAAACAAGCUCUUAUCCUAACCAUACCAGAGUGCAAGGACAAGUUUCAGGAUGUAUUAUUGUACAACUUUUUCGGGUCAUCUCCUUUGGGAGAACAAUGGAAGGUUAUAUGCAACUACACUAAGGAACAAGAUAUGAAUCUUGUUUUCGGAUCAUUUCCUGUUUCCACGUCACCUACUUUUCCUCUCUUCGACAUAUCCAAACAUUACAUUAUGUUGCAUGAGUUGAAGCUAUUAUACAUUGCUGUUUCAUGUACAAAGCAGAGAUUGUGGAUUUGUGAUAGCACAGAACUAUCAAAGCCUAUGUUUGACUAUUGGAUUAAGAAGUGUCUUGUUCAAGUUAAACAACUGGAUGAUUCGUUCGUAUUUUCAAUGCAAGUCCCAAGCAGUAAACAAGAGUGGAAAUCACGAGGCAUCAAGCUGUAUUAUGAACACAACUACGAAAUGGCCUCGAUUUGCUUUGAAAAGUCUUUUGACAUAGAUUGGGAAAGAAAAUCUAAAGCUUCUGGUCUUAAGGCUAUGGCUGAUCGUAUCUGUUCUUCCAAGUCUCAAGAAGCUAGUUCUUUGCUUAGGGAAGCUGCUGAGAUAUUCAUAGCUUUAGACGAGACUGAUUCUGCUGCUAGAUGCUUUUGUGAUUUGGGGGAGUAUGAAAGAGCAGGUAAUAUAUAUUUUAAAAGUUGUGGCGAGUCUGAGCUACAAAGAGCUGGAGAAUGUUUUACUCUUGCAGGAUGCUAUGAGCUUGCAGCUAAAGCCUAUGCAAGAGGAAAUUUGUUCUCGAAGUGUAUAGAUAUAUGCACCAAAGGAAAGCUAUAUAGUAAGGGUUUGGCGUACAUAGAAUGCUGGAAACAACAUGCUAAGAAAGAAGGUGAUAUGAACACUAAAGCUGAAGAAAUAGAAAAAAUUGAACAGGAGCUUUUGGAGAGAUGUGCUCUCAAUUGUUAUGAGGUUAAAGAUAAUAGAUCCAUGAUAAAUUAUCUCAAAUCUUUUAAAUCAAUGAAUUUAGUUCGUAACUUUUUGCGGCCAUUAGGUUGCUAUGAUGAACUUAUGUUGUUGGAAGAACAUUCAGGAAAUUUUAUGGAGGCUGCUGAAAUUGCAAAGCUGAAAGGAGAUGUACUUGCUGCAAUAGAUCUUCUUGAGAAGGCUGGAAAAUUUAACGAAGCAGCAACUCUUAUUCUUUCCUAUGUUCUUGCGAAUUCGCUCUGGUCAUCUGGUAAAAAGGGUUGGCCCUUAAAGUUGUUCAAACAAAAGGAUCAUCUUUUAACGAAAGCCAAGUCAUUUGCCAAGAACGUGACACCGGAUUUUUAUGAGUUUGUGCUCACAGAAGCUGAGAUUAUGACAAAUGAGAAGACUGACUUAGCCAAGAAGAAAAAUCAAAUGAUUGCUUCACAGAGUAAAGAGAGUGUUAGAGGUGAGAUCUUAUCAUCCCGGAAAAUUCUUGAUGCUCAUCUUGCUUCUUCAAAGCUGGCAGAGUAUGUCUGGGAAGAAGAUUUAGUACAUGAUCUUAUGAGGCAUUCAGAAGACUUGAUUUCCAAAAACCAGAUUUCAGUGGAGUCAUUAGUCUACUUCUGGAAUUUUUGGAAGGACAAGAUUGUCAGGAUUUUUGAAUAUCUUGAAUGUCUACAGUCUCAUAAUGUUGAUGUAUUUAAAAGUUAUGGAGAAUUCUGUUUGAGCUUUUUAGGUGUUUUGAAACAGUCUCAGAAUCAGCAUACGAAUUUUGUCUUGCUGAACACUGAUGCUGCUUGGGCAAGAAAUGUAGAGAAAAGAUCCGUUUGCAGUAAUGGAAAGUUGGUUUCUAUCGAUGUCUUCGAGUUUGUUUCUGCUGCUAAGAAUUACUGGUCUUCAGAAGUUCUCUCUGUUGGUUUUAUGGUUCUACACAAACUAGAGGCCAUCCAUAAGUUUGUGACCGAGAAAUCUCAUCCAGUUUUCAGGAAAUGCAGGACUCUUUCUCUUAUGUAUGAGGUUGUACAAAUUCUUUUAGAGUCCAAGUUUCUUAAGAGAACACAUGAUGAAUUACAGGAUCUGCGGAAAUUGAGGAGACUAUCUACUGAUAGUUUUUUAGCUCACAUAUUCCCCUUAGAUUGGCGGAAAUCGUUGGUGGAAAACCAUAUUUCUUUCAGAGGAACAUACUUUUGUAAGAAUUUUCUAAAGCAAUUCACAGUUGAACAUGCCGUCUCAUCUAAUUUGUCUUACAGAGAACUUGGAAAUGUGGCCAUGUUUAUUCUUGUAUCAGGCAAGCUCAAUGAUGAACUGUUUCAAAAGAUUCUGAGAAGGGUAGAGUGGAAUCGUCCGUGGAAGCAAUUCUUCGAGACUUUACACACGUGUGAAGGUUCAUACAAUCCGAAUCUGUCUCUGAUUUGUAGGCUUCAUGAAGCUUUGGAAGAUACAUACAAUGCACAUUGCAGAGGAGUAUAUGACUGCAUAUCUAUUGGAUGUUUCUUGUAUCUUCUUGAGUGCUUUGUGACUUUGUUAUCUUCCUUUGAAAGUUGCUUCAUUGCUACAAAGUCAUCAUUUGUUGAGUGGCUCGUCUACCAAGAUGUUCAUACAACGAACAAGUCAAGUUCCAAUACGUGGAUUUGUUUUCGACAACCCCGUUUAGAGCUAUUACAGUUUGUUAUCCAUGCUAUAAAGCAUUGCCUUCACAACAAGGAAUUUAUGACUGAAUGGAUCAAAAGAUCUGUCUUAGUUGAGAAUGAGUCCUACUCAUUACUUGUUCAGAGGAUGGUUGCCAUAAUCUGUUUGAUUUAUGUGAAUUUCGAAAUAUGCUUGGACUUGCUUCUUGAUUUACGAGGAAGAAGUUACAUCACUGAACAACUACCAAGGCAGUUUUGUGAAACCCUCAAGUCUAGUUUUCAAAAUUCAAAUCUCGAUAAAGCCUUUAUGCAAAUAGACAAUAAUUUGGUGAUUGUGAGCUUUAGGGAAAAAUCCUCAAAGUAUUCCUUUCCAAAUGCUGUACUCGUCAACAUGGAGGCCUAUCAUCACAAAAACGACAUCAUAAGAUUAUUGUUUACGAAAACCUUUGACACUUCAGAAGACUUAACUCUAGCUCAGCCUUCUGUAACAGAAGCCUGUGACUCUUGCACAGAAACAGUUUCUACAAGCAGUUCAACCACAGGGAUGAGUUCCGAGCUUUCACAUUCUAGUUUUGAGUUAGCAACUGAUCAUGACAGCCACACUUGGAACAAACCCGACUGCAAUCCACCAAUGGAUGUUGUAUGCUUUUGGGAGAUAUUUGAAAGGAUUAACUCCGAUGUUUCUGGAAUAGGCGAAGUGGAAUUUACAUUGAAUCCUCAAACAAUUAAGGACAAUGUGGAGAAAUGUAUUCGCUUCUUAACUGCAACAAUAUUGGCUCAAAACACUUGUCUCUUUGAGGAAAAAAGCUUAUCUGUGGCCGACAUGAUAAACGAUCUGAAGCAAUUCUCCGCUGCAUUGGAUUCGAGGAAUAUAAAUGUUGUGAAAAAGCUUUCUAAGAGGCUGCAAUCAGAGAAACCAAGAGUGAAACUUGUCUUGUCACAGCUAUAUUCCCAACCCACCACAGAUCUUGACAAUAUGGCUUUGAAGAAGGCUUAUGUAGACUCUGAUGACCAAGAUCAUGUAAAGGAACAAAUUGGUACCAUGCCUGAGAAAAUUGGUAUUGCUGACAAGGGUAAAUUAAAGGUUUCUGAAGCUAGUAGUACCAGUAGUACAGAGUCCAAGGUUUUAGAAACCAGUAGAGAAUCCAAGGUUUCUGAAGCUAGUAGUAGCAGUAGUAAUACUGGAUUUAAAAUUAGUGAGUCAAAGGUUCCUCCAGUACAGGGAAAGAAAGAACAAAGUGGUUGUUACAUUCAGUGAUAGGUUUUGAGGAGUAUAUGAAAUCUGUUAUCUCUAAAUUGUUUGUACAAAUUUCAUCUACAGAAACUGAAAUAUGUAAAAUAUUUAUAACAUUGAAAUAUCUAUAAUAAGACGACCCUGUUUCUUUUUAGAAA
Molecule: messenger RNA, 9123 nt
Organism: Cannabis sativa
Lineage: Eukaryota; Viridiplantae; Streptophyta; Magnoliopsida; Rosales; Cannabaceae
Exons: 14
Coding region: 413-8989 (2858 amino acids)
Molecular function (GO): helicase activity
Source: RefSeq, a predicted model, not a curated record